CAGGAGCGGAGUCGGAGCUGAACUCACUCCUCAGUUUUCCCGGAGGGCUGUCGGUGCUGGAUGCCACAGAGCCAGUCUGAAUUGGCGCCGUCACCGAACUGAGCUUCUCGAGAGUCAGAGGACAAUUCCCGGGGAGCAGCACGGAGCAGCACGGAGCGGACCGGGGGCACAUGGAAACGAAAUGUCGCUGGAAACACGGCGGAGGACUUCUUCAUAGUUUCACUCGAGAGGAGGCGAAGUGAGCCGCGAGAUAAACAUGCUCACCCCGAUGCUGGCCUCCUUGCUGCUGCCUCUUCUCCUUCUCUGUCGGAUUUCUUUUUGCCAAUAUUCAAGCGACCAGUGCAGCUGGAAGGGCAGCGGUCUGACACAUGAAGGCCACGCCAGGGACGUGGAGCAGGUGUACCUACGUUGCUCCCAAGGCUUCCUGGAGUGGCUGUAUCCCACGGGGGCCAUCAUCGUCAACCUCCGACCCAACACGGUCUCCCCCGCCGCCGCACGGCUCUCCGUCUGCAUCAAACCCUACGCAGACUCCAGUGGCACCAACAUCUACCUGGACCGUAAUGGCAAGCUGCGGUUACUGCUGCGUGAACAGGACCAAGCUCAAAGCAAGGUGCAUUGCUUCAGUAUCCAGGAGGGGGCGCUCUUCAUCGAGGCUGUCCCGCACAUGGACAUCAGCAGACGGAUCACGGCGUUCCAGUAUGAGCUGGUCAGCGACAGGCUGGGACCAGAGGCACACUCAGUGGGUGCACCCUGUCAGCCCUGCAGCGACACUGAGAUGCUUCUAGCAGUCUGCACCAACGACUUUGUGGCGCGAGGCAGUAUUGAGAAAGUGGAGCAGGAGGAGGAGCACUCGUCUGUCAGUGUGGAGAUCAGCCACCUCUACAGACAGAAGAUCCAGGUCUUUGUAUCUGGGGGUGUGAGAGUACGGAGGUGGACUGGUCACAUUAAGAUGCCCCUGCAGUGUGGGGUGAAGUCUGGGGAGGGCGAGUUCCUCUUCAGUGGGACAGUGAGGUUUGGGGAGGCCUGGAUGGGUUGCGCCCCACGCUACAAAGACUUCCUGCGGCUGUAUCAUGAAGCGCAGCAGCAGGGGACAAACCCCUGUCAGGUGGACACUGACUGAGUGCGUUACCUGCCCACGCUUGGAAAUAUGACAAGUCCUCAUUGGGUGGGGAGGAGCACUGAACCAAGAGUUCAUGCAAAAGAGAGACAGAGGCUGACAGACUGGCCCCGAGCCUCUGUCCUCUCCUGCUGUCUUGUGACUCUUUGGAGACAAAGACUGGAGCUCCUGAAUGUUGCCAAGCAGCAUGCUGGAUCGACUUGGCUCUCAAAGUCGAACAUGAUGCAACGUGGAAUGUGUCCGGACUGCCUUUCUCGCAGACAAGGAACUCCCAGGUUUAAAAUGUAGCAAAACCCCCAUUUGGUUUUUAUUUGUAUAAAAUGUGAAUGAACAUUGUAUAUUUUGAAGCUCUGCCUGCUUUUGUAAAAAAAAAAAAAGUUUGAUGUACAGUUUUGAAGUUAUUUCUUAUGACAGAAAUGUAUAAAGUGAAAGCCUUUUAUUUUUAUUUUGAUUAAAAAAUGAUUCGCAAUUUUAAUGCCUGAAUUCACACGUUUUUUCAGGCCGAACAAUUGUAAAGGAAAAACGAACCAAAAAACAAAAAAAAGCUAAAUGUUUUUUGCCAUUGAGAAUAAAAGCUUUUAUUUCUCUGGAUGAGCGUUAAUGUCUGUGGUGUUUACACGUUAAAAAAAUUAUU
Molecule: messenger RNA, 1751 nt
Organism: Plectropomus leopardus (leopard coralgrouper)
Lineage: Eukaryota; Metazoa; Chordata; Actinopteri; Perciformes; Serranidae
Gene: metrnla
Product: meteorin like, glial cell differentiation regulator a
Biological process (GO): energy homeostasis; positive regulation of brown fat cell differentiation
Molecular function (GO): hormone activity
Source: RefSeq, a predicted model, not a curated record